AUGUAUUUCAUCAUGGACGACGACCUAUGUGCAAAGUGCGAAGAAAGGCCAGGCGUUGUCCGCUGCUCUUGUGGUGAAAGGUUCUGCGAAUACUGUUUUUCUAAGAAACAUCUACAACGCAACCCAACCCAUAAACGCGGUGGUUCGAAGAAAACCGAGAAUAAAUGGAAUAAGAUCAAAGGAGCAGUUUCUGACAUCGCGAGUUCGUUUUCUCCCGCCUCGGACUUCCAGAGGGAUGAGACCAGUAAAUGGUUCGGCCUACAUAUCUCGUCACCACCUGGACGCAAGGAUCGUAUUGCGACCUUGGUUGAGACCACGCGAUUAUCGAGCCUUUUGGAGGAGUCCCUUCAUUUUGAUAAGCACAGCCCCAAGCGACAGUAUCCCAGUAUUUGCUCAUUUGUUGGUGAUACUGGUGCAGGAAAGUCAACUCUGAUCCGAAGUCUGAUCUUUGACUCCGAGUGGGCAUUGGAUUUUGAUCCCCUUGACGCCCCAGUUCCUGGAGCCCAGACUGGAUCUUCUGCCAUUAGAUCGACCACUGGAGAGGUCAAUCUUUACCUUGACCCCUCGACCUUUGGUACUGUCGCACCAAUGUUCUAUGCAGACUGCGAAGGCCUUCUGGGGACUGAACCUCUUGCGGCAGAGCAUCAGACUGAAUGGGCAAGAUACGGACAGCGAUACCUUAUUGAAUCCAAGGAUGGCAAGCCGGUGGACCGACGAACGGCUGUCAAGACAAUUUAUCCUCGCUUUCUGUACAUCUUCAGCGAUGUCAUUUGCUAUGUCACCAGAAACCACAGAGCGUGGGCUGAAUCUGCCUUGCGGCUUCUGGACUGGAGCAAGGUUGGUGUUCAGAACAUCAUCAAUCAACAUGCACUACCUGCCUUGAUCAUCGUUCUUAACGGGCCUACUUUGGAGAAUGAGGCUUGGCUUGGGAAUGACUAUGAAGUUGUCACGGAUGCUUUCUUCCAGGCCAUUGAGAAGGAGAUAAGCGAGACCACUGAGUUUCGAGAACUUGCUCAAAAGCAUGGAGACAAGACAAUGAGGCAGCUGUUUGCAAGGAGCUUCUCUAGGGUAUACGUUCACUACAUCCCACUCGAAGGCUUCGGAUCUCUCGGGACUAGUCUAGAAAUCAUCAACCAGACCACCUGCUUGGCAAAGCGAGUCAGAAGAGAUGCAGAGCGCGUUCAGGCCCAGAGAGCCGAGUCCUGGACCCGCUUCGACACGACGCAGAUGUCACAGGUAGUGCAUUAUGCAUUCGCCCAUCUCGCAUCUGGAAGCUCAGAGCCGUUCGACUUUGGCCAGUGCCGGCGGCAAAUAUCGGUUCCGGAUACAACGGAGAGUCACUUCUCGGAUUUCCUUGGCUUGUCGCUUGAUAAUAAGAUGGAGGCGCGGUUCAAUGAUACGGCUGCUGUUAUCGCGACGAGCUUGUUGAGGAACUCCUUGAGUGCGAACAAGGAUGAUAUCGUGCUCCUACCCUCCGUCGUCUUUAACAAAGACACCCAAGCAAUCUGCACACGGGCCAUCGGUCAGUUCCUGGAUCAUAAAUCGCCAUGCGCAUACAUUGACCCCGACUCUGGCGAAAAAUGCGUAAACACAAAGUCGGGUCAUAUUAUAGGCCACCAGAGUGCAUCAGGCGAUCUUUUGAGCGAUGGCAACUUUGUAGUUGGUGACUUUAACUCUGCCAAGUUUCUGCUCGCGGUCGAGUCAGCACUUCACGCCACCAUGCGAGCGAUCAACUCAAGUGGCCCCUCCAACCAUUGCGACUGGCGACGCCUCGCCGCUGUUCAUCAUCGUUGGAACAUUGGCGCCCUGAGACGACAAGGUGGCUAUCCAGCAUUCCAUGCCGAUGAUAACUCCAGGAAAGAACUAUUAACACUUCCAAAGCGGGUUUUGUCUUUUUUGGCGGAUUAUUGGAGUCGUAGAGCAUUUUGCCUCGGUUGCCUCUUCGGAAGACCAGAAUAUGGUCUUCCCUGCCACCAUGUCAUCUGCGAAACAUGCGUGGAAGAUUUCGAUGAUACCGCUGUGGAAAAGCGAUAUCCGGGGCGGGUUAUGCAUCAAAGCUGCAUAAUUUGUGAUAGUUCAUCAUCUGACAAGUGGCCGUUCAUCACUAUCAUCAGACCGCCACUUUGCGGUCUUCGUGUUCUGUCGCUGGAUGGAGGAGGCGUCCGGGGUGUCGUUGAAUUGACGGUCUUGAACCGUUUGGAGAAAGAGAUCGGGCUUGGAAUUCCGAUUGGGAGUUUCUUCGAUCUUAUUGUUGGUACAAGUACAGGUGGCAUCAUCGCACUUGGUAUAGGUGUACAACGAAGAAGUGCUGCUGAGUGCACAAGUUUGUUCCGAAACAUCUGUGAAGAAGGCUUCGAGUCCAAACCACUCACAAAGUCUCAAUUCGUUGGUUGGGCCGCCCGAUGGUUCAGCAGUUCGAUAUACAAGACGGAUGUUUUAGAGACGGUCCUCCAGAAGGCAUUUGGGGACAAAGAUCCAAAGUCCCUCUAUGGAUUGAACAGCUCAUGCCGAGUUGCAGUCACGACAACAGCUAAGGAAGACUGUCACCUGAUCGCCAAUUAUCAUACAGGCGGUAAAGAUCGGUACCUGUACUCAAAAAUUCCGCUCUGGAAAGCUGCUCGUUGUACUUCGGCUGCUCCUAUGUACUUCGAACAUGUCUCCCACGCUGGACAUGAAUGUCGUGACGGCGGCCUGAAAGAGAACAAUCCCGUCCAAGUAGCGCUUAACGAAUCCAGAAAGAUAUGGAAGGAUCCUACUUACGACGCAAUCCUAUCUAUUGGAUCGGGGCAAGCUAGGUAUCCAGCAACCGAGCCAGUUUCAACCGCCAUCAUACCCAAGUGGCUUGCUCAUCUCUUCUCAACCCUCGUUAGUACCAUGAAUGGCGAGGAUGCAUGGGACAGGUUUCGCUCCAGCCAGGAUAAGCAUAUACUAGACCGUGCUUCGAGAUUCAACUUGAAGUUCAAUGGGAGCACUGAGCCGGCUCUUGACGAUGUAAAUGCUAUUCCGAGCAUGGAAACCGCGGCGAAGAAAGUAAAAUUCCAUGAAAGGCUUUCUAUCUCACCAUUCUCAGCAACCUCUGGCAUUAUCCAAGUGGACGCACUUCAUCUUAUGGCUGACAAACUUCGAGCAAGCCUCUAUUUCUUUGAGCUCGGGAAUAUCACGAAACACGGUACCGUCGCAGUAGUUCACGGCUCCAUCUGCUGUCGCUUGAUGCCGAAUGAUAAUGGCUUCAAAGAGCUCCUAUCUCGCACUUUGAGAUUCCUUGUUCGAGGAAAAGUGUACGAGUUCAAGAGAGUUCCUGUUGAUCAACCACUUCGAUUUGCAGUUGAAUUUCAGCACCAGCAUCUUGAUGAGCCGAUUCGCAUUGAUGUGAACUUUGGGGCUACGCAUUCAACGACUAUUAGCGGCUUCCCGAUGACUUUGAAGACUUUAUUCACUCAUGCCGAACAUCAAGCAACUUCUCCAGCGUCAGUGCCAAUGGCAGAAAUGACAAGCAAUACAAGCAACCGCGAUCCACCUGCUGGAGUAAAUAAAGAUCAGAACACAUGUCUAACGCAAACAACAGCAGCUGAGCUACCGGCUAUUACAAAGGUCACAACGAGAGAAGUACCAUCUACAGUGGCAGGUACCGUAAAGCGGCCCAAAUCGACAGAAGACAAUGCCAACACCAUGAAGAACUUGGUUUCAGCAGCAACGGAGAAUGAUACAGAGAAAGUGCUGGAGCUACUUGAUCAAGGAGUUCCUAUUGAUGGCAAACAUGGCGGUUGGACUGCACUUGGCUGCGCGGCUCACAGAGGACAAUUGGAUACCGUUCAGGCUCUCCUCCUUCGCGGUGCUGAUAUGGACAUACUAAUGGACAUUGGCUGGGGUGUUCUCCCUGGCGACGGCAGUGCUAUCAACUGGGCAGCUUGCGGCGGCUAUCUCGACGUUGUUAAGAUACUCUUGGAGAAAGGGGCUAAGUCGAAUAUUUGCGCGCAGAGACCGGUGUUCCUUGGCACUGGGGGAACGCCUGUUACUAUGGCGGCAGGGAAAGGCCACCUCGAAGUUGUUCGGUACCUCGUUGAGAAUAAGUGUGAUGACGAUUCCGCAGAUGGUAUUCCGGGUUGGGAUGCCUUCAUCAUCGCAUGCGAAAAAGGAAAACUCAACAUCAUCAAAUACUUUGUCGAGGAAAGGGACCUCAAUUUUGACAGAGCUGGCAGCGAUGGCGUCACGCCUCUGAUUACAGCAGCUCAGAGUCAGCAGACCGCUAUCAUGGAGUACUUGGUCAAGCGCGGGGCGCACAUAGACGCGACCGACAGUGAUGGAAGCACUGCGUUGCUUCAUGCUGUGACUAAGAAGAGAGUUGGAGCGGUAGAGUGGCUGGUGAAACAUGGUGCAGACGUGAGGAAGCAGAAUAACAAGGGGAUCUCGCCGUUGAAGCUGGCAAAGGAGGAGUUGCGGAAGAACCAGGAUGACAAAAAUGCGACGGCUAUAGUUAAGUGGCUUGAGAUCCCGAUAGCCGUUGCAUUCCACACAAAGGCUUAG
Fusarium mangiferae is the source of this 4524-nucleotide messenger RNA. RefSeq lists its product as uncharacterized. Bases 1 to 4524 code for a protein of 1507 amino acids. The transcript has 8 exons. The record is from RefSeq and is a predicted model, not a curated record. Gene Ontology annotation, cellular component: membrane. Gene Ontology annotation, biological process: arachidonate metabolic process. Gene Ontology annotation, molecular function: protein binding. NCBI's taxonomy places the organism in Eukaryota, Fungi, Ascomycota, Sordariomycetes, Hypocreales, Nectriaceae.